AAAAAAAAAAAAAAACAGCAAUACGCGCACGUCCGAAAGUUACAAAACACCGGGUUAAACAAAAUAAAUUUAUUUCUUGUUUUCAUAUUAACAUUUUAAGUCGUUAAACAUGUUUAAAAUUUUCACCCGUGUUGUUUCGCAACAGAGCAAUAAAGUGUAUAUGUCAAAAUCUAGGAAUGCUCAAUGUUGGAAUACCACUUUGUUCCGUUCCGUUGCUACUAAAAGAACCGAUGAUCCUAUGAAAGGAAAAGGUCCAAUCACAUGGCGAAGCUUUGCAUUGAUUGCCACAGCUGGCCUUGGCAGUCUUGGUUUCAUGUGGUACGUGAAAGACGAAAAGGAACAGGCUUUGCUGAAGGAGCGUAAGCGACAACUAGGUAAAGCUGCCAUAGGUGGAGCUUGGGAGCUCGUAGAUUCCAACGGUAAUGACCGCAAAUCGUCCGACUUCAUCGGACAGUGGCUAUUAAUUUAUUUCGGAUUCACGCAUUGUCCCGACAUUUGUCCAGAUGAAUUGGAAAAAAUGGCAGCUGUAGUUGAUGGAUUAGCUAAACACGAAGAAGCUGAGCCAGUUCAACCGAUAUUUAUUACAGUAGAUCCCCACAGAGAUACCAAAGAACUGGUUGGAAAAUACGUAAAGGAAUUCCAUCCGAAACUACUCGGGCUAACGGGCACAGUAGAACAGGUAUCACGGGUGUGUAAGGCUUUCCGUGUGUAUUUUAGUGCCGGCCCUAAAGAUCAGGAUGAUGACUACAUUGUGGAUCAUACAAUUAUUAUGUAUUUAGUUGAUCCAAGUGGUCAAUUUGUUGACUACUAUGGACAAAACCGCGAUAAGGAGCAAGUUAAAAAUUCCAUACUUAUAAACAUGGCAAAGUUCAAACAAGCAAAUAAAAAAUCAUGGUUUUAAGUAUGUAUUUUUCAGCAGAUUUGUAUUUAAUGUAUAUAAAAUAACAACUGAUAAUAAAAUAUAUAAUAUAAGCUAACAAGAAA
Messenger RNA from Wyeomyia smithii (pitcher-plant mosquito), 984 nucleotides. RefSeq names its product protein SCO1 homolog, mitochondrial (gene Scox). Gene Ontology annotation, molecular function: copper chaperone activity; copper ion binding. Gene Ontology annotation, biological process: mitochondrial respiratory chain complex IV assembly; intracellular copper ion homeostasis. The record is from RefSeq and is a predicted model, not a curated record. NCBI's taxonomy places the organism in Eukaryota, Metazoa, Arthropoda, Insecta, Diptera, Culicidae. The coding region runs from base 110 to 901 and encodes 263 amino acids. Gene Ontology annotation, cellular component: mitochondrial inner membrane. The transcript has 2 exons.